Molecule: messenger RNA, 867 nt
Organism: Metarhizium album ARSEF 1941
Lineage: Eukaryota; Fungi; Ascomycota; Sordariomycetes; Hypocreales; Clavicipitaceae
Product: replication fork protection component Swi3
Exons: 2
Coding region: 1-867 (288 amino acids)
Biological process (GO): DNA replication checkpoint signaling; replication fork arrest; DNA damage response
Cellular component (GO): replication fork protection complex; nucleus
Molecular function (GO): DNA binding
Source: RefSeq, a predicted model, not a curated record
AUGUCGACAUUACUUUCAGCUGGUCAAUUACCACCCAACCGCCACGAUGAUCUGGACAAAUACGACCUAUCGGACGAUCCGUUCGCGUCACCCAGUCCCCCAGCCUCAUCGAAGAAGCGCAAGGAUGCCCCCUCACAAGACUUGGGUAUAGACGAGGAGGUUUCCGUCCAGAAACGCGCGAGACCGCCGGCCGUGAAGCUCGACGAAGACAGACUAUUAGGUCCAGCCGGGCUCCCCAAACUUCGCCAACGAGCACGCGACCUGAAAAUCAAGGGCAAAGGGCACGAGUUUUCGGACGCCGCCCGCAUUUUAACCUUCUACCAGAUGUGGCUCGACGAUCUAUUCCCCAAAGCCAAGUUUCUCGAUGCGCUGGCCAUGGUGGAGAAGGCAGGGCACAAGAAACGCGUCAUGGCGGCCAGAUCCGAGAUGAUCAAUGAGGGAAAACCAAAGGAUACAAUAGGAGACGACGACUUUGGCUUAGAUGCCGCUGAUGCCGCUGAUGCCGCUGGGGCUCCCGUCGAGAGCGCACCGUCUAGAGACGCAAGACCGCAAACACCAACAGGGAACGACGUACCGGAUGAUGAGGAUCUCUAUGGCGCAACACCAAGGGUCAUGCGUACGCAACUAAACGAGCGAGAUGACGAAGACGAUUUGGAUGCGCUUAUUGCCGAGGCGGAGGGGCAAGACAGCAGGCAAAAAUCCCAAUCAGCAGGCGCGCACGACGAGGACGAUCUGGAUGCUCUGAUUACGGAAGCAGAGGCUGUUGAUCAACAAACGGCGUUGCAGAGACCGAUAAUUGCAAACAUAAGGAAAUCAGACUUUGCAGAAGAGGAGGCUGCUAUGCAAGAAAUGGACGGUCUCUGGUGA